This is a messenger RNA of Magnusiomyces paraingens, 1179 nucleotides long. RefSeq lists its product as uncharacterized. NCBI's taxonomy places the organism in Eukaryota, Fungi, Ascomycota, Dipodascomycetes, Dipodascales, Dipodascaceae. Gene Ontology annotation, molecular function: GPI-anchor transamidase activity. The coding region runs from base 1 to 1179 and encodes 392 amino acids. Gene Ontology annotation, biological process: protein localization to cell surface; attachment of GPI anchor to protein; proteolysis. The transcript has a single exon. The record is from RefSeq and is a predicted model, not a curated record. Gene Ontology annotation, cellular component: GPI-anchor transamidase complex.
AUGAAAACUAUUUUCAGGGUGAUUUUACUAUUCCUGGCGGUGCUGCUAGGGGUGGUUCAAGGCGAGCAUACAAACAACUGGGCGGUGCUGGUAUCAACAUCGCGGUUUUGGUUCAACUACAGACACAUGGCCAACGUGCUGAGCAUGUAUCGCACUGUCAAGCGUCUGGGUAUUCCAGACUCGCAGAUCAUUUUGAUGUUAUCUGACGACGUUUCGUGCAAUCCUCGCAAUCUUUUCCCCGGAAAAGUGUACAACAAUGCAGACCGUGCGUUGGACUUAUAUGGCGAUAAUAUCGAGGUAGACUACCGAGGUUAUGAAGUGACAGUGGAGAACUUUAUUCGCCUACUGACAGACCGGUGGGAUGGAGACAAGCAGCCGCGAUCUAAACGACUUCUUACGGACGACCGGUCUAAUAUUUUCAUCUACAUGACGGGACACGGAGGGAAUGAGUUUCUCAAGUUUCAGGAUGCGGAGGAGAUUGGAGCUCAGGACAUUGCAGAUGCAUUUGAGCAAAUGUGGGAAAAGCGGCGGUACAAUGAGAUUCUAUUUAUGAUCGAUACAUGCCAGGCCAAUACUAUGUAUUCGCGGUUCUAUUCGCCCAAUAUUUUGGCGGUAGGGUCGUCGAAGCUUGACGAGAGCAGUUACUCGCAUCAUGCAGACACAGAUGUUGGUGUUGCGGUGAUUGACCGAUUUACGUACUACAAUUUGGAGUUUUUGGAGAAGGUUGACCGCCAGUCGAAAACGACGAUUGCGGAUUUGUUUGCGUCGUAUAACCCGAAGGACAUUCACUCGAAUCCAGGGAUCCGCGCGGACCUGUUUAAGCGGGAUCUCAAGGACGUCCUGGUGACGGACUUUUUCGGGAGUGUGCAACAUGCUGAGGUAGACAACAGCACACACAAUGGGACUGACGUUGACACCAUUCUCAAGAACCUGAUGGUUUCCGAGGAGCUUAGAGACAAGAUUGUUGGGCGGGGGGGGAACACCACGGAGGUUGAAACCCCAGAAGUUGCAUCAUCAACAGCAGCAGCGGCAGCAGCAGCCGGACCUAAGGAAGAGACUGGGAAGCCAUUGCCCGAGGCUGAUGACUCUGCGCACGGCCCAUUGUCGGUGCUCGGUCCCGCAACCAUAGCCGCAAUUGCAGCAGUGGUUUUCAUCGGGUCAUCGCUUGUACGGUUAUAA